Molecule: messenger RNA, 787 nt
Organism: Filobasidium floriforme
Lineage: Eukaryota; Fungi; Basidiomycota; Tremellomycetes; Filobasidiales; Filobasidiaceae
Exons: 1
Coding region: 166-705 (179 amino acids)
Source: RefSeq, a predicted model, not a curated record
CAACGAACCGUCAUGAGAAAUGAAGCAUCGCUAUGGCCUGUCGAUGCACGAUCUGUGGUACAUCUGCCCCUAUACACCAGUCCGCGUAUAACUUUAGCAGCAUUGACGGCAGAGGAUACAACCUCGCGCAGUCUUAGCAGAUGUCCAACUUAGGUGGAUGUGUCGAUGGGCAUCAACGUCGCCCUGCGCAAAGACAACGGUCAUCGGCUCGUAGCCUCUGGCUAUGUGAUCAAGUGCGCUCACGGCCAGGCUGGUAUUUUCACACGUGACGGAACAGGAUUCCUGCACAUGGAUGGCAGCUUGGUCGCACUCGUCGAGCAGGGCAAGAACAAGAACAUGCUCACCUGCAGGGUGAGUCUGAACGAUGAGGACGAGGACAACUGUACUAUCGUAGUACAUGGGUCUGAUCGCCACUCUGCUGCCAUCUUGACUACGCUCCGAGAGCACGGCGCUGCCAACGCGACUGCCAUCACUACGACCGACUUCGACAAGACGUGGCGCAAACUCUUACAGCCGCACUUCGGUUCUCCCACCCCCGUCCCUUGCGAGCAGUGGAGCAUGCGGAUCAGUCGACUCGGCGUUGUCCACGGUUCCACCAACAAGUCCACCAUCAAGAGAAAGGUCACCUACCUGUGGUACAUCUGUUAUGGUCCCGACCAUGAGAACGGCGACAUCGCCGACACCCACACCCUCGCGGAGCAGUAGGCAAACUACAGCCUUUGUGUACCACCUACCAAGGAACCAAGCGGCAAGAAGCCCAAGGCUACCGCCCCGCCCAUCCUCCCCU